This is a messenger RNA of Emys orbicularis (European pond turtle), 3388 nucleotides long. It is a transcript of the gene SMC6, whose product is annotated as structural maintenance of chromosomes 6. The record is from RefSeq and is a predicted model, not a curated record. Gene Ontology annotation, molecular function: damaged DNA binding; single-stranded DNA binding; ATP hydrolysis activity. NCBI's taxonomy places the organism in Eukaryota, Metazoa, Chordata, Testudines, Emydidae. The transcript has 27 exons. Gene Ontology annotation, biological process: double-strand break repair via homologous recombination. The coding region runs from base 98 to 3388 and encodes 1096 amino acids. Gene Ontology annotation, cellular component: nucleus; Smc5-Smc6 complex; site of double-strand break.
GAACGCUGGGGCUCGGAGCGGGUUUAAAAUCUUAACGGAUCAUAACGAUACCGGCUGUUCCUUCUUCGCAAUCCCUCCCACCUCCCUGCGAGUACUUAUGGGUAAGAGAAAAGAGGAAAGCUUUUCAGAACCUGGACUCCACAAAAGGCCAAGACAAGAAUACACAGAUGAAUCUAAUGAUGAGCUUGAUGAAGAAGAACGUUCACAGUUGCAGUCUGACAGUAAUUCCAGUUCGCAGUCGACUUCGGGGGAAGUGGGGAUAAUUGAAAGCAUCCAAUUGAAGAACUUCAUGUGCCAUUCAAUGUUGGGGCCCUUUCAGUUUGGAUCCAAUGUAAACUUUGUGGUUGGAAACAAUGGAAGUGGGAAGAGUGCUGUAUUAACUGCUCUUAUUGUUGGUCUUGGGGGAAAAGCUACCACAACUAACAGAGGAUCCUCUUUGAAAGUAUUUGUGAAAGAUGGAGAGACUUCUGCAGAUGUUUCAAUAACGUUAAGAAACCGAGGUAAAGAUGCAUUUAAACCAGAAGUAUAUGGCAGUUCUAUUAUUGUGACUCAACACAUUAGCAUGGAUGGAAGUCGUAGUUAUAAACUGAAAAGCAAAACAGGGACAUUAAUUUCUUCUAAGAAAGAAGAACUUACUGCAAUACUGGAUCACUUUAAUAUACAGGUAGAUAAUCCUGUGUCUGUUUUAACCCAAGAGAUGAGCAAGCACUUCUUACAGUCUAAAAAUGAAGGUGACAAAUACAAGUUCUUUAUGAAAGCAACCCAGCUGGAGCAGAUGAAAGCUGAUUAUUCAUACAUUAUGGAAACUAAGUCAAGAACUCAUGAACAGAUAGAACAAGGAGUAGGGCGUCUUCAAGACCUUAGGCAGCGCUAUGUCGAGAAAGAGGAGCGCUACAAAAGUAUUGCGUUCGUGAGUGAAAUGCAAACCAACCUAGAGGCUUUGAAACACAAAAUGGCCUGGGCAGUGGUGAAUGAAACUGAAAAAGAAAUGAAACCAAUCAAAGAUAGUAUUGAUAUUGAGGAAGGACGUACUGAAAAGUAUGACCAGAAGCUAAAGGAAUGGCAGGUCAAAGUAAACGAAGCAGAAGAAAAGUACAAGGCCAUCCAAGAUAAGUUAGAAAAGAUCAGUGAAGAAGCACAAGCAUUACAGCCUCAGUGUGUGUGUUUGAAAGCUGAUGUACAAGCAAAAAGAAAAGCAUACAACGAGGCUGAGGCACAUUAUAAUCGUUCUAGAACAGAAUUAAAACGACUAGAAAAAGAUGAUGAACAGCUACGGAAACGAAUUGAAGAAUUGAAAAAUAGUGCUGAUCAAGUUUCAGAGUCUGAAAAGUUGGAAAGACAGAAAAAAAUAGCCCAUUUGAAAGACCAGUUGAAGAUCGUCCAUGAUCAAGAGGUCAUGAUGGUUCAAGAAAUGGAUCAGUUUCAGCAGGCUGUCUACAAAUCCAAGGAAGAACAUGCUAGACUCAAGCGAGAAGAACUUGAUGUGAAACAAGCAUUGGAUUCCAAACAAAGACAGCUGAAGGAGCUGACAGACAGUAAAACAAAUAGAUUGAAAAGAUUUGGACAACAUGUGCCAGUCCUUCUUGAAGAAAUUGAAGAUGCCUAUAGAAAAGGACAUUUUAAACACAAACCUAUUGGACCUUUAGGUGCUUUCAUUAGUCUCAAAGAUGCUGAACUUACGUUGGCUGUUGAAACUUGUUUAAAAAGCCUACUGCAGGCAUUUUGUUGUGAUAAUCAUCAUGAUGAGAGAACACUUCAGACACUGAUGUCAAAGUUUUAUCCAUCUGGAUAUAGGCCCCAAAUAAUUGUCAGUAGGUUUCGAAAUGAAGUGUAUGAUGUCAGACCCAGGGCCGUUCACCAUCCAGAAUUCCCAUCAGUCCUUACAGCUUUAGAAAUAGAUAAUGCAGUGGUUGCUAAUUGUUUGAUUGACAUGAGGGGUAUAGAAACAAUCCUGCUAAUUAAGAGUAACCCAAAGGCUCGUGAAGUAAUGCAGAGGAACAGGCCUCCAAAAAACUGUAGAGAAGCUUUUACUGCUGAGGGUGAUCAGGUGUUUGAGAGACGUUAUUAUUCAUCUGAUAAUACCAGGCCAAAAUUCCUAAGUAAAGACGUGGAAGCAGAAAUAAGUCACUUGCAGAAAGAAGUUGAAAACAAAAUGGCACAGUUGUCAACAUCUCAACGUCGUUUAUAUUCCAUUGAAAAUGAGACGAGACAGAAUGAAGAUUAUCUUAAUCGUCGUCGUAGACAACAAAAAGAAUUACAGAUGAAAAUAAGAAGAAUAAACAUAGAAAUAGCAGACCUUGAGAAUGUAGAAGAACACCAAUCAGUAGACAUCUCCACAUUAGAAGAUGAAGCUCAAGAAAACAAACAUAAGAUGGAAUCUGUUAAACGGGAUAUGGAACAGCAAAGGGGAAAAAUGGAGGACUUGAAAAAUAUUCUACGAAUGGCUGAACAUAAACUUGAAGAAAUUAAAGAAAAACUUCACCAAGUAGAAGAAAUAGCCAGUCCAGUCAAGGAUGAAUUAAACCAAGCUGACUUAGAAGUGGAAAAGAGUAAACACCACUGGCAGCACUACGAAGAGAAACAGAAAGAGCAUUUGGCAUCCAUAAAAAAACUUAAAGGAGAACUAGCUGCUAAAGAAAAAGAAUUAAAGGAAAAGAUUGCACAGGCCACACAAAUCUGCCCGCAACGGAUAGAAGUCAACAGAACUGUCAAGAGUCUUGACACAGAAAUGAAUCGCUUAAGAGACAAGAUAAAUUCAAAAAGAGAUCAUCAUGGAAACAGAGAAGAAAUAAUAAAGCAGCUUAUUGAAGCAAAGGACAAAUAUCAGGAUGCAGACGGUAAAGUGAAGAAUUUGAAGAAGUUUAUUAAAUUGCUGGAUCAAAUAAUGACACAGAGAUACAAAAUGUAUCAACAGUUCAGAAGGUGCCUUACUUUACGAUGCAAGUUCUAUUUUAACUUCUUAUUAUGUCAGCGAUCUUACUCUGGAAAAAUGAGUUUUGACCACAAGAAUGAAACACUUUCAAUAACAGUCCAGCCUGGAGAUAUAAACAAGGCUGCUCUAAAUGACAUGAGAUCUCUAUCAGGAGGUGAACGUUCUUUCUCAACAGUUUGUUUCAUUCUUUCUCUGUGGUCCAUUGCUGAAUCUCCUUUCAGAUGCUUGGAUGAAUUUGAUGUCUUCAUGGACAUGGUUAAUAGAAGAAUUGCAAUGGACAUGAUGCUCAAGAUGGCAGAUUCUCAACGUCAUCGACAAUUUAUUUUGCUCACCCCACAGAGCAUGAGUUCCCUACCCACGAGUGGCCUUAUUCGGAUCCUCCGAAUGCAAGACCCUGAAAGAGGACAAACAACGCUGAAUUUUCAACGUAAACAUCAAGAAGAGGAAGAAGACUAA